GUAUAUUUUGAACAACCCUUCACACUGCAACUUCCUCCUCCUUUCUCCGCCUACAACCACCACCACCACCACCAUUAAUAUCAACCCUCGUGUGUGUGUUCCUGGUGGCAGUGUGACUCUUCGUGUACAUGUUGCAAAAACACCAUGAUCACCGGAAAAGACAUCUAUGUUGUUCUUGCAGCCAUUGUGCCACUUUAUGUGGCCAUGAUGCUAGCUUAUGGUUCGGUCCGGUGGUGGAAGAUCUUCACACCGGACCAAUGCUCGGGAAUUAACCGUUUCGUUGCGGUUUUUGCCGUCCCUCUUCUUUCUUUCCAUUUUAUAUCUUCAAACAAUCCUUACGAGAUGAACUACCACUUCAUAGCAGCGGAUUCACUUCAAAAGAUUGUUAUGCUAAGCGCUUUGUUUGUUUGGCAAUGGCUAAGUAAGAGCGGGAGCCUCGAGUGGAUGAUCACGUUGUUCUCCCUCUCGACGCUCCCAAAUACUUUGGUCAUGGGCAUUCCUUUGCUCAAGGCCAUGUAUGGGGAUUUUUCUGGAUCCCUUAUGGUCCAGAUCGUUGUAUUGCAGAGCGUGAUAUGGUACACGCUCAUGCUGUUUAUGUUUGAGUAUAGAGGAGCAAAGCUCCUCAUAACCGAGCAGUUUCCAGAAACUGCUGGAUCCAUCACAUCUUUCCAUGUGGAGUCUGACGUCGUUUCUUUAAAUGGUCGUGAGCCUUUACAGACUGACGCCGAGAUAGGAGACGACGGCAAAUUGCACGUGGUGGUUCGGAGAUCUUCCACCGCAUCAUCAAGAUCUGUUAUAUCUUCAUAUAACAAGUCUCAUAAUAUUACUGGUAUGACCCCUAGGGCCUCAAAUCUGACCGGAGUGGAGAUCUACUCCGUUCAGUCUUCCAGAGGCCCCACACCUAGGGCUUCCAGUUUCAACCAGUCCGACUUUUAUGCUAUGUUCAGUAAAGCAGGAAGUAAAACUGGAAGCCCUAAACAUGGGUAUACCAGUAGUUUCGGGGGUGGGGACGUUUUCUCGAUGCAGUCAUCAAAGGGCCCCACACCGAGAACGUCAAAUUUUGAAGAAGAAAUGUUGAGGAUAGGGAAGAAAAGAACAGGAGGAAGGAGUAUGAGUGGGGAGUUGUUCAAUAACAAUAACAACAACAAUAAUUUAGUAUGUUCUUACCCACCUCCAAUCCCAAACCCUACUUUUUCAUUAGGAUCCACAAGCGCCGCCCCCGCUAGUGGCGGCCUAAAGAAAAAAGAAAGCGUCGGAGGUGGUGUGAGCGGCGUUAUCACACCACCCCCGCCCAGCAAUAACAAGGAGCUCCACAUGUUUGUAUGGAGCUCAAGUGCAUCUCCUGUUUCUGAAGGUAACAUGAAACAUGCAAUUAAUAAAGCUGCUGCUGAAUUUGGAGCCAUUGAUCCUUCUAAAGCUGUACCCACACCAGAAAAUUUGAGUCCUAUGACUAAAACAUACGGUGAACAAAAGGAGAUCGACAUCGACGAACCAAAACUACAAAUAAACGGAUCCCCGUUCAAGAAACUCCGAACCGAAGAAGCCGAUAACAAGAACCACCGAAUGCCACCCGCUAGUGUCAUGACAAGGCUCAUCCUCAUAAUGGUUUGGAGAAAACUCAUUCGAAACCCUAACACGUAUUCCAGCCUCUUGGGUCUCAUUUGGUCUCUAGUUUCCUUCAGAUGGGACAUUAAAAUGCCAACCAUAGUAAGUGGGUCGAUCGCAAUAUUAUCCGAUGCAGGUCUAGGGAUGGCCAUGUUCAGCCUAGGGUUAUUUAUGGCAUUACAGCCAAAAAUAAUAGCAUGUGGGCAACGUGUGGCGACGUUUUCAAUGGCGGUUAGGUUUUUAACUGGACCUGCUGUCAUGGCAGCUACUUCUAUUGCUAUUGGACUACGGGGUGUUCUACUUCAUGUUGCUAUUGUUCAGGCGGCACUGCCUCAAGGAAUCGUACCGUUUGUCUUUGCAAAGGAGUAUAAUGUGCAUGCCGAUAUCCUAAGUACCGCGGUUAUAUUUGGAAUGCUGAUAGCUUUGCCCAUAACAAUACUUUACUACGUGCUGCUUGGAGUGUAAGAGAGUAAAAGGUCAACGCUUGGUUCUAAAUCCAAGGCUAGAUCGGUCAACGAUGCAUGAUUCAACGUGCGGCUUCUGAAGAAGCACAUGCAGCUUACGCGUUACCCACGGGAUUGAUAAUUAAUUAUAGCUUCUUUUCACUAUUUUAGAUUAUUUUUAUCUUUCUUUUUCAUAUCUUUUUUUUUUAUUAAGAAGGGAACAAUAGAUCUAGGUGUCAUAUAAAAACUGUAGAAUUAUUAAUUCAUGCUAAUUUUAUAUUCUUCUUCCUAUUAUG
Helianthus annuus (common sunflower) is the source of this 2344-nucleotide messenger RNA. Its product is annotated as auxin efflux carrier component 2. The record is from RefSeq and is a predicted model, not a curated record. Gene Ontology annotation, molecular function: auxin efflux transmembrane transporter activity. Lineage: Eukaryota; Viridiplantae; Streptophyta; Magnoliopsida; Asterales; Asteraceae. Bases 145 to 2070 code for a protein of 641 amino acids. Gene Ontology annotation, biological process: auxin export across the plasma membrane; auxin polar transport. Gene Ontology annotation, cellular component: endoplasmic reticulum; plasma membrane. The transcript is spliced from 6 exons.